This is a messenger RNA of Ectocarpus siliculosus, 5034 nucleotides long. The record is from the annotation of a GenBank genome assembly. Lineage: Eukaryota; Phaeophyceae; Ectocarpales; Ectocarpaceae.
AUGGAACCGGGAGAAGCCCCUUCCGUCGGGGACAGCGCUACCGCUUCAGCCCCGGAUGGGGAUGCAAGUGUUACGGGGUCAACGAUCGACGCGGUUGACACCGGGGGAUUGAAGUCGGUGGAGUCUACAGCGGUAACAGCACCAAAGGCGGAAGGUGGUUCAGGUGGCGUCGACUCUUCGGUUAUCAGCGGGCUGAGAGAGGCGGAGGAAACGGCCUUGACUCCCGAACCUAGUUUUGGUGAGGAUAGCGGUGGCAACGGCGACGCUGGUGCCGCUUCGAAGAAAGAACAUGUGAGCGGUGGGGUAGCACAAUCUUCACUCGCUGCAGCUACCGAUACCGGCGCAAGCAUUGUCAACCCGGAAGGCCAACCCCUGACGAAAUACUUGACUCAGGGUCCAAAGCAAAUCACGACGGAUGCAGAUGCCACGCUUCCCGCUUCUGUAACCAAGGAUAUGGAAGAGGAUACGCCUGGUCCGAAGCAGAUCACAACAGCAGCAGGUGCCGUCCUUCCCGCCUCCGUAGUCAAGGAAAUCCAAGACAGGGCCACGGCCGAGCUCCUCGAUCUCCCUAAGAGCAAGGACGACGGUCAUCAGCUCCGCACGGAAACAAGAGGAGGCGUCACCUCCAGAACGGAAGAGGACGAUGACGGCAACGCAGGCUUGGAGGGGCGGGAAAAGGAGGAGGGUUUUUCGCCGACGCCACCUAGAAGGACGAGCAACCCCAUCAGCCGAGGCACACCGCCUCGCAGGGGCAGCAGGGGCGGCAACCUCGCCAUCAUCACCCGGUCUCCGGGAAACGAACCGGACCUUCCUCGGCCGAUGUCGCCAAGGAGCCGGCCUCGAGACCAGCCGCUGAACCUGAUGCGAUUGAGCUUGUCCAACAGGGAGACUCCAAGGGGGGGAGUCUUUGCCAAGAUCCCCGGUCUCGAUCAGCACCUCGUGGUAGAGGCUAGAAAGAUGAACGACCCUCCAAGGUUCAGGCCGCCAAAGCUUGUCUCAGGCACCGUGAGGCAGUACGAUCAGGAAGAAGCAAGUGAGGCGGCCUUCAGGUACCCGGAGUGCCGAGGCGCGGUGUUUCGACCUUCUUUCGCCGACGACGGGUCCUUCGACGAUCUACCGGCGACGUCGCCCCUCCUCUCUGAGCCUCCUCACAGGCUGCGCCUCGAGCGAGCGCGUGGGUAUCACGGCGGUGGUUUUUACCCCUCCACUGACAACAACGCCUUCUUUCUUGGGGAACACCACAUGCCGACCGGUGGCAGAGAUCGUGGCAGUGGCAGCACGGCCAAAGAACAGGCAAAGACGCAUUUCGAGGUGGUUUACCCCACGGCGGCCUUGGUCGUCAUGCACAAAUUCCCUAUUCGAGACGGGGAGUGCAAGGACAAUACAACGGGGGGAGGAGCACAGGGAAGACGGGAAUUCGACAGUAGCGAGGAUGCGGGAGGGGACAAGGAGGACGGGGACGUGGAGAUGAUGCAAAGGUUUUUCGACGGACAUACUGACGAUGUAACGGCCGUGGCGGUUCAUCCGGGAGGCGUGUUUGUGGCAUCUGGGCAGAUCUGCUGUUUGGACUUUAGCCCCGAUGGGUGGCUGCUCUGCUCGGUGGGUGCGGACUGCAAGAGCACGACCAACAUCUGGGACUGGAGAAAAGGGGUGGCCAUCGCCAAAGUGCAGGCAGGGCCGGGGCCGAUCCAUGCGUUUCGCUUCAACCCAUACCAGUCAUACGGCGUGCCAUCGAAAAAGCCAAUCCCAGGGCAAGCGCUCCACAUCGAUGAUGCGUGCUACUGCCUGGUCUCCAUAGGGGUGCGACACAGCAAGUUCUGGCUGCUGACGAGAGGGCUGGAGGAGCCAUCGAAAGACGAGAUCCCGCCGGUUCUGGCCAACGCUAAAUGGACAUCGUCACAGCGCGUUCAGGAAGAGAGGGAAAAGGACAACAAGGGACGGGGAAACUUACGGUGGAUAUUGGACGGUUCCUCCGCUAGGCUCAACGGGAAGGGAAAAACUGCGGACUUCACGUGCUUGACGUUCAUCGACGACUCGCCACCACUUCAGACGUGGGGAAAGAACAACAAGUUCGCGAAGGAUGUGAAACGGGGGAAGGGGGGGAGGGGUAUAUUCCUUGAUCCGUGGUGGCUUUUCGGUCCGGGGCAUGAAGUGACGGCGAACAAGCGGCUCUGGGACCUGGGUGCAGAGCUUGUGGACAACAUCCCACACUCGUUAGAGGCGGCGAAUGACCUGGUGCUCAGUGAUAAGGCGAAGGAGCGGGUGCUUGCACUCGAGAAGAACAUGGCGGUCAAACCGUUGCACCCGGACGUUUUCGAGGAGCUAAAGCGGCAGCACGAUCGCUUCUCGUACACCGGGCCCUUGACUGGUCACGAGGGAGGCGUCUCGGCACUUGCGUUCAACCGAGAAACCGGCAAGGUCGUAUCCGCUGGCACCAACGGGGAGGUCGUUCAGUGGCAGGCGUUCUUCUUCGACCCAACGGUCUGCUUCGACCCAACGGUCCCCCUCUCCUCGACACGGCGGGCUUCAGCGACCGGCAAGCCCUCUGGCAGCGACAGCCACUCCGAAACCUCUGCCUCCAAGACGACUACUUACGGGAUAGCGCCGAACGCCUCUCUUGUCGGUCUGAUCAACGCGAGGCGAAACCGUCAGGAGGACAAGCUGCAGAAGAACCUUCGAAGUCGGGACCCUUCGGAGCCGACGCUCCGACGGAUAGGGCAUGAAGCCCCUAGGGGGGAUGGUCGGGUGGGUGGAGUGGAUGCGUUCGAGAUGGACUAUCAGACCACUCUGGGGCGAGAAGACGAAGGGGAGAUCACCCUGACAGUGGCUCACCCCUCCGACGGAAGCGAUAGCGCCUUCCGGCCCUCCCGUGUCGACAUGUUCGGAUCUUGUGGAAACGUAGACGGGUUUGAGUCCUCCAGCACGAGGAGGGGCCUAGAGAAUUCUGCAAAUGGGGACUCGAGACGAGGGUCAAGGGACCAAGGGGGGCGCGGUGAUGGGCCGGGCUUGGGGAUCUCAGUUGAAGGAGGAGUGGAGUCUGGGCUAAGGGUGGAGUUUUUUUCGACCGAGUUCCGCCAGAGAGGGGGAGAGGGGGAUGAAGCGGCCGUCGCAGGAGACGUUCACCUGACGGGGCGAGUGCACGGCACGGGUUCGACCCGAACGUCCCCUCCGCUUCCGAGAGGAAGCCACUGCAAGAGUCUGGUCUGGUCAAAAGAUGGGAUGCGGCUAUUGACCGGCCUCAACACCAACGUACUGUUGCUGCUCGAGUACCCUGCCGACGACAGAGAAACUUCUUCGGACCGCCGGGUGGUAGCGGUUUCGCCAAGGGGGAGGAGCGCGCACGAAAACACCGGUCCCGUCUUCGACUCGGAUGGGUUCAAGAACUCGAACAACCCCGUCCAUGGUGAUGGAUGGUCGAAGAAACCUUCUCUAACGCGUCUGGUUCAAGGCCAUUCCGGGAGCGUAAUGGCGCUGGCCGUGUUUGAAGGUGUUCCUGAGUAUGUCACUGCGGGAUAUGACAGGUCGGUAGCGAUCUGGAACACCGCUUCAAAUCUCCCGGUGGCCUGGUGCCACAACCUCCCCAGCCCAAUAUCCUGCCUGGCGUGCAGCCCUGACCUUGAAGAAAUCGCGGUCGGGACCGUCAACACCAACGAGAUAUUCUUCUUGAAGGUGCACCGAGCACGACAAAGCCCCGACCCGACGCAAGAGGAGGAGCGUGGGUGGGGUGAUGCCCCCGGCAACAACGCGGCAACCGGGAUGGAGUUGCGGCACUCCAAACAGCUGCUGCCUGACUCGGCGUGGGCCAAGCGCAGGCCACCAGGCCCCAACGCCCGUUGGAACACUACGAAGCCUUCUUGGGACCGCUGUAAGAUCGUGACGCUGGACGGGAAGGACACACCGCAUGCAGGGGGCAGCAGCGGCGGCGCACCUAGCAACGGGGGCACGAGCGGGGGUGGCGCGAGCCUUCCGCAUUUGCCGCACCCGACUCCAAGGGUAUCGCCAGCUCGCUCGAGGGUGAGUCCUUCUCGGCCUACUACCUUUGGGGUGGUGCCUGGCGGAAGAGGGGCGGGGUUCAGGAUAGACGAUCAGAGCAGACGGGGCCGUCGAAGAUACUGCGACGGCGGCGGGGAACCGCCACGGGGCAUGGGGGCGUCGUGCAUGCGUUAUUCGCCGUCGGGAUCUCAUCUGGCGAUUGGCUGCAAGAACGGAAGUCUCGUGAUCAUGGCCGUUGAGCACGACGACGGAAGGUACGACGACGCGGGGGAGCAACGAGGAACAUCAAGAGGUAUCAGCCUAGGCCGGGGUGUUGAGCAGCCGCCAGGGGUGCCGGCGGGGAUGGGGAUGAGAGACCCCGCAUACGAAGAGUUUUCGGCCGACACCGGCAGCGAGCCGUCGCCUUCAUACCGACCAAAACGAGGGCGAAGAACGGUCUACCGGCGAAUAGCCCACCUCAAGGGCCACAGCUCUAGAGUGCUCCACUUAGAUUGGACCGAGGAUGGGCGCUUCGUGCACACCUGCGGACAGGACUACCAUCUCUUGCACUGGGACAUUCUCCCCCCGUCCUCCCAUCGCCAAGGAGACGAUGCGGUUAGAGAUGGGGGGGCAGGCCGGGACGCGUGCAACGGUGGAGGUGACGAGGAAGACGAUGAGGCAUUCGCGGGAGAGUCCCGUCCCCGAAUUUUCAAGCGGGCGUUCUUGGUGAGGAACGAACCGUGGGCGACUUGGUCCAGCACGAUCGGAUGGCCGGUGCAGGGAGUGUUCCCUGCAUACUCAGACAACACGGAGGUGAACGCCGUGGACCUGUGCAAAGACCGUGAACUCCUAGCCGCAGCCGACGACGCGAAGACUGUGAGAUUGCUGAGAUAUCCAGUGCUGAGGGGGGGCGCGCGGAAUCGUAGCUACACGGCGCACAGCUCGCACGUGAUGGGUGCGAGGUUCACCGUCGGGGUGGAGCCAACCAGGCUCAUCACGCUUGGCGGGAUGGACUCAACCGUAAUCCAAUGGGUCGUAGAAGACGCUCCUUCCUCGAGAUAA